UGCGUUCAGCUUCGGUUCCCUAAAAUUGGUUCAAGCGCUGUUAGACUGUGGCCUAGGGGCAGUCGUACUCGAAAAUGCUGUCGGUACAAGCUACUCAUGGGCCUUGGAACUGUUACAAUUGCCGAUUUUUGAUGAAGAGGAUGACAUCGAUGAUGUUUCUUCAGCCCUGGCCGAAAUGUCACGUUAUGGUCUGGACGAUUUCUUGGAAGGCCCCGAAGCAUUCGACUACAGUCUCCAAUCGGGCAAUGACAACACGAGUUUUCGAAUUUUGUUGAAUUAUGCGGGCUGUCAUCGGUACCAAUCAUUUUCUUUCGAAAAGAGGCUGCAGCAUUUCAGGACACUAGUGUUUACAGGCGAUCAACUGUCCUCAGAAGAGUUGCGUUUAUUGCUUCCGGAGACCGAAAACCUCACCGUUGACGUUCUCGAAUCUUCAAGAAUGGAACACCGGUUGUCUCUCUUCCGAUACUUGGCAAUAGGCAUGGUCUAUCAGGCUAUGGACAGUUCGGACGGCUUUGAACCUGAAUCGGAAUCUGAAAUCGCGUGGUGUCGACUUCUCGAAACAAUCCUUGAGCUUGACCCUGCAGGUCUUCACCAUCUCGAGAAAUUCCCUUAUGGUCUGUACGAAAAAGGCCAGACCGCUUUCUCACAGUUGAUCUCGCUGAUUCCCGGUUGGGGUGGUGACCCUCACUCUUUGACAGGGGCUCGAAGGGCUUCGUGUUAUCGACGACUUCACAGGGGGAUUGAUGCUUGGCUGGAUGCCUUAGUUCUAAAUCAAGAAAAGAACGAGGGCUCUAUAAAGGAGGGUUUUCAGUCAUUCGACAAAAAUGGGGUUGCUUCAGCUCACGUCUGGACCCGCCCAUUCGUCUCCAUCUCAUUGGUAUUACUUUUGGACCAUCAAGAGACGACUGGAGGUUUUGGUGGGCCGAUGAGUACGAGGAGUAUGCAGGCGACUUUUGGGCAAUUCAGGAGAAAGAAUUCGAACUGAAGAUCCCGGGUAGUUGGGAAGAUGAGUAUGGUGUUACUAGUCGCUACUAUCAAGAGUGGGAUCGACUCUGGGAUUGGGAGGCGGAGGAGCCCCUCCC
Molecule: messenger RNA, 1082 nt
Organism: Colletotrichum phormii
Lineage: Eukaryota; Fungi; Ascomycota; Sordariomycetes; Glomerellales; Glomerellaceae
Exons: 2
Coding region: 176-985 (269 amino acids)
Source: RefSeq, a predicted model, not a curated record